Molecule: messenger RNA, 1911 nt
Organism: Tupaia belangeri chinensis (Chinese tree shrew)
Lineage: Eukaryota; Metazoa; Chordata; Mammalia; Scandentia; Tupaiidae
Product: vomeronasal type-2 receptor 26
Exons: 6
Biological process (GO): G protein-coupled receptor signaling pathway
Cellular component (GO): plasma membrane
Molecular function (GO): G protein-coupled receptor activity
Source: RefSeq, a predicted model, not a curated record
AUGGAGGGUCAAACUAUACUUGCACAAAAUUAUCUGAUAAGGCCAACUCAAGAAGUGACAGAUGACUGGUACCAGUGGAAGAACUACCAAUAUGUACUGGCCUUUCUCUUUGCCAUUGAGGAGAUCAAUAAGAGCCCCCAUUUGCUCCCUAACCUUUCCCUGGGUUAUGAUCUCUACAAUGCAUUUAGCAGUGACAAAAGAACUUUAGAAAAUGCUGUGUUUUUGCUCUCUGGAAGGAAUCAGACCCUGCCAAACUACAACUGCCAGACACAGAAACAAGCUGUUGCUAUCAUUACAGGAAACAUGUCAACAUUUUCAGCCCAAGUGGGAACCCUUAUGGAACUCUAUAAAAGCCCACAGGUCACAUAUGGUCCUUUUGACCCCAUCCUAAAUGAUAAAGACCAAUUUCCAUCAGUUUAUCAGAUGGCCACCAAGGACAGCUCUCUAACUCAUGGAAUCAUCUGCUUGUUGCUGCAUUUUGGCUGGAUGUGGGUGGCACUCUAUGUAUCUGAUGAUAUGCAAGGGGAGCAGUUCCUCCAGGAUGUAAAGGCAAAGAUGAUAGAAAAAGAUAUCUGUGUGGCCUUUACAGAAAAGCUCCCUGCCACUAAAGGUCUCAUUUUAGAUCAUGAGUUUACUCUUCUUCAUCCAUUUCUGAGGAAAAGCCAACUGACAAACAGCAUUGGGUACAACAUGUCCCUGGAUGACAAAAGAAAUACGAUACAGUAUGAUAUCCACAACCUUGUGAGAUUUCCUAAUCACAGUUGGCUGUUUGUUAAAGUAGGAGACUUUAUCUACAGGAAUUCCCAUGAUCAAGGUUUGAUCAUCAGAGAAGAGAUGAUAAACUGGUCUGUUAAUUUCAAAGAGACCCCAGAGUCUGUGUGUAGUCACAGCUGUGUUCCUGGAUUCUGGAAAAUUCCUCAAGAAGGAAGACCUGUUUGCUGUUUUAUUUGUGCUUCUUGCCCAGACUCAGCAAUUUCAAAUCAAACAAAUUCAAAGCAGUGUGUCCAGUGCCCAGCUCAAGAGUAUCCAAACAGUGAGAAAACUCACUGCCUCCCCAAGCCUGUGACAUUCCUGGCUUUUGAGGAUUCUUUGGGGACAGCCAUGGCCUGCAUAGCUCUGUGCUUCCUUGUUCUCACAGCUGUAAUUUUGGGGAUCUUUAUGAAGCACAGAGACACUCCCAUCAUCAAGGCCAACAACCAGGCUCUUAGCUUUAUUCUGCUCAUCUCCCUCCUGCUGUGCUUCCUCUGCUCCUUGCUCUUCAUUGGCCAUCCUAACACAGCCACCUGUGUCCUCCAACAAGUCACAUUUGGCCUUGUGUUCACUGUAGCUGUUUCCACUGUUCUGGCCAAAACAAUUACUGUGAUUCUGGCAUUCAGUGCCGUGAAACCUAGAAGAACAAUGAAGUGCUUGCUGCUCUCAGGGGCUUCUAAUUCCAUCAUUCCCAUUUGCUCCCUGAUUCAAAUGAUUAUCUGUGGACUCUGGUUGGGAAUCUCUCCCCCUUUCAUUGACAUAGACUCACACUCUGAGCCCAGAAACCUCAUCAUUGUGUGCAACAAGGGCUCAGUGACUGCCUUCUACUGCGUCCUGGGCUACCUGGGCUUCUUGGCUAUGGGAAGCUUCACUGUGGCUUUCCUGGCCAGAAACCUGCCUGACACAUUCAAUGAAGCCAAGUUCCUCACAUUCAGCAUGCUGGUGUUCUGCAGUGUCUGGGUCACAUUUGUCCCCGUCUAUCAAAGCACCAAGGGGAAGUUCAUGGUGGCUGUGGAGGUGUUCUCUAUCUUGGCCUCCAGUGCAGGGCUUCUAGGCUGCAUCUUUGUGCCCAAGUGUUACAUUAUUCUGAUAAGGCCUGAUGAGAACUCCUGGAAAGCUUUAAAAAAUAGAAAGAAUUCCAAAUAAAACAGACAUUUAUAA